This is a messenger RNA of Tyto alba (common barn owl), 1096 nucleotides long. RefSeq names its product chromosome unknown C5orf63 homolog (gene CUNH5orf63). The coding region runs from base 472 to 825 and encodes 117 amino acids. The transcript is spliced from 6 exons. The record is from RefSeq and is a predicted model, not a curated record. Lineage: Eukaryota; Metazoa; Chordata; Aves; Strigiformes; Tytonidae.
GGGACAAUGGGAAGACCUCUGGAUACACUCCUUACCCGAUUUGGCUAACCCCCGGCCCUCGGAGCGGAAGUGGGUCAUUUAGCUGAGAUGUUUUCAAAUGGAGAUGUUUAAGACAGGCUUUUAAGCUCAUACCGUGACUUUAUGAUCAUGGUCUGUUCUAUCUGCAGGUUCUUUAGUCUUCGGAAACGGCCUCAUCGCCAUUACAGCAACCUAUUAAAUGUUUUUUAAAUUGUCUGAAAUUUGGAGUAUGGGCCUCAGACCAGGGUCCGAACCCAAACCAGGACACUCUGAAAGGCUGGAAUGGUAAGAGCCCUGUGGGGAUCUCGACUACUACAGGAUUUGGUGUCCUCAGCACUCAGGCGUGCUCCUUGGUCUGUGUAUUUUCUUGGCACUGUAUUUUCUUGUUCAGCAUUUCACUGAAAGAGGUGUGUUUUGCCCAGGUAAUCCCCAUCUUCUGUCAAACCCAGGACAAUGGUGCUUUGUUUUCUGAGCAGAACACUGCAACUAGCAAGACAUUCAUCCAGUCCACUGGGGAGAGAACUCUGUUCAGCCAGCGCAAAUAAGCCAGUGUUGACUUUAUUCACCAAGAAACCCUGCCCUCUAUGUGAUGAAGCAAAAGAAGUUCUCGAGCCAUAUAAAAGAAGGUUUAUUUUGCAGGAGGUGGAUAUUACCCUUCCAGAGAACUCAGCGUGGUAUGAUAAAUACAAAUACGACAUACCUGUUUUUCAUUUAAAUGGGAAGUUCCUAAUGAAGCAUCAAGUAGACAUUCAGAAGUUUGAGGACCAGCUUACAAAGCUGGAGUUGCAAAAUGAUGGAAACCAGUAAAGAAAAUGCAGCUACUCUGGUGUGGAUCUGAAAGGACUGUGCAACAUAAAUUGUGUGAAAAAGCAAUAUUCAUUAUCUAGCCUUACAUUUCUUAGAACAUACAAUACCGUUGUUCUAAAAAACUUGAGUGACUUGUGUUCUAUUUUGUAUUAAUCAUCCAGUCCAGCUGCCCCAGUAGCAAACCUUUUCUGUACCAUUCAUUUGCUGCUAUCCUAGGCUGGCUUUUCAUUGACAGAAUAAAUGCUGCUCCAUAACAGCAGAUAAAGUGAAA